GCCAGUAGAGAUGGCUUCCUCUAUACAGCUGCAGCUUUGCAAGCUUGCAGACAUUUCUAUACGGCUUUGGUGAUGAGGGGGCUGUGCUGCAAGUGUUGUCACUGGUGCCAGUAAGACUAAAUACAGGAAGUAUAGGACAGGCAGAAAUCAGGAAGUGCAGCAUAUACAGUGUUACUGUAACUGUUUGCUUUAGCUGAGACUACAGGUGCCUGCACUUGUUCAUUGCAACACGGCAUUCCACGUGCACACUGGGGUCGCUGACUGCAUAUCGUAUCAUUAUACCUACAGCAAGAUGAAGAAUAUUAUCUGGUGGUGUAAUAGGAAAGACACAUUUGGAAAAUGAAGAUACUUGCCCACAUGACAAGGAUACUCUUUUCAUUUUAACUGAAGAGGAAAACAGUUGGCGGUUUCGAAAUGGCAUCCAGAGGUGUCUAUGACCUACUGAUACUUCAUGGACCUGAUGCACAGGAAUGGUGCCAAUAUCUUUUCAGUCUCUUUCAAACACAUCCUGAAGGCCGGGACUUUGCUAUACACUCAUAUGAACUCAGUGAAGAUGAGCCUAUUCCACGUAAAUACCUUAAAACAUUCCAGAAUAGUAAAUGUAUUCUUAUCCUUCUCUCUGGGGAUUUGGAAGUCAACCUUGACAACCCGAAUAUCUUGCAAAGCUUGAGGACUGUUCUGAGGCCGCCACACAAAGUGAUUGUGUUAUUUUGUGGAGUAAUGGACAAAGAGGACUUCACAAAUUUAUUCCAAGACUGGCCGUACUGGAAACAACUAUCCUCUGAAGAUGACCCAGAACUCUAUGUUAUAAGUAUUAAGGAUACUAUAUUAUAUGAUUCUGGUUGUGAUUCUGGUACAGAACCUGAACGUGAACAGGAUCAGCAUCAUCCAGAAGCCAUUCAGGGAAACCUAUUGUCCAUACAGCCAGAAAGGAUCCGUUGUGGGGUGAAGACAGAACUAUAUUUAAUAUUUAAGUGCAAACUUGACAGUGAGAUUAAAAAUGAGGUUCACUUUACUCCACUGAAUGGCCCGUCUGUAAAGUCAUCCACCACAUUACAAAAUGAAUACAUCUUAUCAGUGGAUGCUCCAGACCUGCCUUCUGGGCCGGUAUUCCUAAAGGUUUUUGCUGGAGACCUACUAUUAUGUGAUGCUAAAGUCACUUAUUUCACAGAUAUGGAAGAAAUCUCCCAGCUGCUUGAUAGUGCAACUAAUCCUGUAGAAUUUAUGUGUCAGGCAUUUAAAAUAAUACCCUACAACAGGGAGGUACUUGAUAAAUUGCUGACGGAAUCAUUGAAAAACAACAUUCCAGCAUCUGGACUGCACCUCUUUGGUAUUAAUCAGAUUGAAGAAGAAAAUACAAUUGCAAAUCAGCGAGAAGAAGAAUUGCCCACUCUUCUUCACUUUUCUGCAAAAUAUGGGCUUAAAAACCUGACAGCCCUCCUGCUCACCUGUCCCGGAGCUUUACAAGCUUAUAGUGUGUCAAAUAAGCAUGGAGACUUUCCAAACAACAUUGCAGAAAAACACGGUUUUAAGGAUCUGCGGCAGUUUAUCGAUGAAUAUGUGGAAACUGCUGAUAUGUUAAAGACACACAUUAAGGAAGAACUAAUGCAAGGAGAUGAUGAUGACCCCCUAUAUGAGCCCAUGGUAAACCUGUCCACCAAUAUACUGAUGAAAUGUUCGCUUCACCCAGGCUCUGAUGAAGACCUGUAUGAAACUAUGGUGGGAAUGGCAUUACAGAAGCAAAUAUUAUGGUCAUUCAUCACUAUGCAAACAAAAGGGACUAUUCCAUCACCUGAAACUCAUGCCCUGAAUGCUCAAGACUCAAUGAUACGUAAAAUUUUGGAAGGUAAAGUUAUGAAUGUUGAUGAUAAUAACAAGGACGCUACUUACCAGAUUUGUAGUAAUGAAGAGUAUGAAACAGUGUGUGGUGCCACUUCACUCUCAAGUGUAGCCAAUAUUCGGCCGCCUGUACCCUUCCCAAGACCAGAGGACCUUCCAAAAACAGAACUUUUCAUUUCACAGGUGUUUGAACCGAAAAUGCCAGUGCCAAGAAAUGAGAAUGUUUAUGUGGACUCUUUUAUUUCGAGAACAUCAAGUAUUUCGAUGAGGAGAGACCGCCACCAGUCAAGUGUCUACGACCCCUUUGCUGGCAUGAAGACCCCAGGUCAACGGGAAUUAAUUACUUUACAAGAACGUGUCAAACUAGGUAUUGUUUCCGUUGACGAAGCAGUACUCGAAUUUAAAGAAUGGCAAUUAAAUCAAAAGAAAAGAUCUGACUCCUUCAGGUACCAGCAGGAAAAUCUUCGAAGAUUAAGAGACAGUAUUAACAGGAGGCGGGAUGAAAAUAAAAAGCUUAAGAAAUCAGAAUUAGAAAUCACAACGCCCAUUCCCCGUGGGCAGAAUCCAGAGGUAAAGCAUGAGUAUGGGUUAUAUGAUACAAGCUUGGUUCCUCCAAAAGUAGGACUUAGACGAGGAGACUGGAAGACAGAAAGUACAUCUAGCACUGCAAGUAGCAGCAGUAACCGAUCCAGCACUCGAAGUACGCUAAGCCUGAGUAGUGGAAGGGAAGGAGAUAAUGAGGAAGACAACCCAGAGCCGCCUCCAAGAUACAGCCCUCGGCACUCCUCCCUUCCAGAAGAUAGACCUCCUCCAAGGCCACCACGGCCACCAAGGAUACAAAACCGGAGCACAAGGAGAUCCCAGCAGGCUUCAUCUAGUCACAACUGGAAUGCACCUCCAGUGCCACCUAGAGGUCGGCAAUAAAUACUGCGGUCACUGGAAUAGGGAACAGU
Molecule: messenger RNA, 2792 nt
Organism: Nanorana parkeri
Lineage: Eukaryota; Metazoa; Chordata; Amphibia; Anura; Dicroglossidae
Gene: PIK3AP1
Product: phosphoinositide-3-kinase adaptor protein 1
Exons: 18
Coding region: 415-2763 (782 amino acids)
Biological process (GO): signal transduction
Cellular component (GO): cytosol
Molecular function (GO): phosphatidylinositol 3-kinase regulatory subunit binding; signaling receptor binding
Source: RefSeq, a predicted model, not a curated record